AUCUUUUAACACUUGUAAUUUAAUAAUGAAUCGAUUAAGAGUUCUUGGUUUAACAUCUUUUACUCAACAAGCUCGUAUAACAGCAAGUUUUGCUCUUAGACAGCAACCACGUAUUAUACCUCGUGUAGUAGCAGCAACUACAACUAGUACUUUCUUUAAUCAUCGUACUUAUACAACUACUCCUUCACAAACAUUGAAUGGUUGGGCAUGUUUUGGUAAAGAUAAGCCCCUGGUUAAAUCUGAAUUUCCUUUAACUGAAUUUGGUGAUGAUUCAGUUGAUAUGGAUAUUAUCUGUUGUGGUAUUUGUGGCACUGACAUUCAUACAAUUGAUUCAGGAUGGGGUCCAACAAAUUAUCCAGUUGUAGCAGGUCAUGAAAUCAUUGGACGUGUAACACGUAUAGGAAAGAAUGUAAAGCAUCUCAAGGUAGGAGAUCGUGUUGGUGUAGGUUGUCAAUGUGAUUCUUGUAGGCAAUGUAAGAACUGUAAAGAUCAUAAAGAGAACUUGUGUGAGGAUCAUGCUAUUUGGACAUUCAAUGAUCACUGGAAGAAUGGAGAUACAACCUAUGGUGGAUUUGCUGACCGUUGGAGAGGUAAUAAGGACUUUGUAUUCAAGAUCCCCGAUGCACUUCCUAGUGUAGAUGCUGCCUCUAUUAUGUGUGGGGGUGUGACAACGUAUGCACCUAUGAAGCGUUAUGGUGUCGGUAAAGGAAGUAAGAUAGCUGUACUAGGCUUAGGUGGUUUAGGUCAUUUUGGUGUUCAAUGGGCAAAGGCAAUGGGUGCAGAGGUGGUAGCCUAUGAUGUUGUACCUGAAAAGAUAAAGGAUGCAAAGGCACUUGGUUGUGAUGAUUAUGUCCUCGUACAGGAGCCUGAUCAAAUGAAACGACAUAUGAAUUCAUUUACACAUAUCCUUGCUACAAAAGUGAUUAACAAAGCUUGGAGUGAUUACUUUAAUAUGUUGAAGAAAGAUGGUAUCUUUAUUCUUUGUGAUAUUCCUGAAGUUCCUUUGUCUGGUUUAAAUGCACUUGAAAUGGCAGCCAAACAAAUCACCGUUGCAGGAUCAUUUAUCGGUUCUCCUGAUGAUAUUCGUGAAGCCCUUGAUGUUGCUGCCAAGAAUGGUAUUCGUACCUGGGCUAACGAAUUCCCAAUGGAUAAAAUCAAUGAUGCUAUUCAAUUCGUUAGAGACGGACAACCAAGAUACAGAGCUGUUCUUGUAAAUCAAGCUUAGCUUAAAAAAAAAAAAAAAGAAAACAAAAAUAGAAA
Cokeromyces recurvatus is the source of this 1260-nucleotide messenger RNA. Its product is annotated as chaperonin 10-like protein. The coding region runs from base 26 to 1225 and encodes 399 amino acids. Lineage: Eukaryota; Fungi; Mucoromycota; Mucoromycetes; Mucorales; Mucoraceae. Gene Ontology annotation, biological process: alcohol metabolic process. The transcript has 2 exons. Gene Ontology annotation, molecular function: alcohol dehydrogenase (NADP+) activity; zinc ion binding. The record is from RefSeq and is a predicted model, not a curated record.